AUGCCAUAUUUAUUAAAUUUUAUAUCCCAUAUUAAACAUGAAUCAUUGUUAGAGACAGUGACGUCAAUUGAGUCAAAUAAUACAGCUAUUCAACUUCCUUUUAGUGAUUGUACAACAAGUCCAGGAGAUACAAUUGAAAUUAUUACUCCAUCUGAUAAUAAACGUCGAUUGUUCGUAAAGACUUUAAUUGAUUCAGACUUACCUACGCCUUUUCAUGCAAUUUAUGUCGAUUUUACGAAUAGUAGAUAUAUUACAAAUACAGAAAGAUUCCAUGUUUUUCAGCCUCAAGAAGAAUCAAAUACCUUAAUAAAUAGUUUAGAUACUUGGCUUACUUUUCAUUCUGAUUAUAAUGUUCGUUGGAUGAUUAUUGAUGGCAUUUCGCAUGUUGAACAUGUUCAACUCUUAAAACGAUUACAAGUGAAAUGGAAUUUUAUUCUUUUAUUUCUAUCUUCUUCAUCCAAUCUUACUAGCUUAGUUGAUUAUCAAUUCAAGUUUAGAAGAGAAGGUGAAGUAGAUCGUCUUAUGCAAUAA
Molecule: messenger RNA, 531 nt
Organism: Cokeromyces recurvatus
Lineage: Eukaryota; Fungi; Mucoromycota; Mucoromycetes; Mucorales; Mucoraceae
Exons: 2
Coding region: 1-531 (176 amino acids)
Source: RefSeq, a predicted model, not a curated record